UGGUUGAUUUCACUUCAUCCCCGCCCUCUUAAAGACCGACUGUCUCGUUUUUAAUCGUUUAUGAACAUGGUGUGAAUGAAAAGAUCGAAGCUAUGCUUCAUUUGGGAUGGAGCACCACAAUUUCUGGGCGUGAGAGAGCCAUUGAUGAUCUUAUUAAUUUUUUUUCUUUUUUUAAGAACAGAAGCAAUGUCUUCUUUGCAUCUUUUAUCCAUGACAAAAAUGCCUGGAAAUGUCUUGUCGUAUCUCACGUUGACUGCUGUUUUCUACUUCAUCCUAGAAAAGCAGAGCUUUGCUCACUACGUUUUAAAUAAUGCCGAGUGCCUCAUGUAUCGCCAUCUUCUCCUUGCUCUCACCCUGAUCUGGUCACCUGUUACAAGUCAAACCACUAAUGUUGAAUAUUGGAAACAAGCCAUAGAAGCAGGGGCUGGUCUCUGAAACCCAACUACUGUACUAAUACUACAACACAAUAAUCUUGGGCUGACACGAUGCUCUCUAUGGACUUUCUAAGCCAUGUGCUGAAGAAUGAUCUGUUCUAACAAGCCUCUCAACAUGAUGUCAUGGACUGGAUCUCCAGCCUAAUUGGACUACUUGUUCCUUUGGGUGGUCACGUCGUGGUAAAGUGUUUCUGCCCUUGGGUAGUUUUUUGGGCUAAGUGUCAUCUUUCGGGGAUUUACCAGGAAGAGAUAUGCACAAGAUUGUAAAAGUAGGCUUAAAAUCUCAACCAAAUCUGUCAUUAUGCAAAAAACAAACAAAUAAACAAAAAAACACCCAUUACCUACCAUUAUACAGGUCAACACUACUGUCUUACUAACCAGCAAUUUGUGUGAAAACAACACAGUUUGGAUUAAAAGGCAACAAUUCUACACAGAAUUAAUUCCUGUCCCUCAAUAUCAUAUUUACCCUAAUAUACUGUGGAUGUAAGUCGGUGUACCCCUGUUCAAUUGCCAUUUUUUUGUAAUAUGAAAAAAGGAGACAAAGAAAAAAAAAAACUUUUCCACCAUGUUGUACCUGUAACCUGUGCAAUUCAAGUGAGGAGGGGGAAAAAAACAUUUUUUUAAAAAUCACAAAUACUAACAUUUGAACGGGGUUGUAGACAUAUAUCCGCUGUCCCUCAUUGUAAUUAUUGAACUGCAGGUUCCAAAAUGGUAUGUUCUCAAAUACAUUGGCUUUGAGAUACCAACCCGUGACUAACAAAUGUACCCUUAAGGUACAAUGAUUGCCUUUUUUGUGAGUGUUAAUUUUAAAUACACACACACACACACACACACACACACAUAUUAAUGUUUUUUUUUUUUUAAUGUCAGUCUGUUCUACGCAAUUACAUUUCAUGUAAGAUGAUAACCUCAGAAAAUGGUUACAACUUACUCGUCUUUUUUUUAAUAACAUGUAUAAUAUAUAUUUUAAAGUCUUAACAUAUUUGUCUUUAGGAACUUUAUUAUUCUUCAAAUAUCCAAUGUUUUCUCCGACUAGCUUGGAGACAUCAAAUUUGGUGGCAUCUAUUAGUGACUUGAUAAUUUUCCAAAAGCAUAUCUUGCUCUAGUGGCCUACCAUACAAAAUAUUGUGAAUAACUGGUUGACAUAAAAAUGUUGUGGAACGUUCUAAAGUCUACUAAUGCGACUUGCUUUAUCUGGGCCUGAUUUUUAAACGUGCUUAGAAAAUGAAAAAGAAAAGCGCUGUUUCUUUUCACAAAAGAUAAACGAUAAGAUUAGUCGGUGAUUUGGAAGGAUGUCAAUGGAAGAAUAUAAGCCACUUAGUGUGCAAGUCCACCCCCAGAGCUAUUGUUCCUCAUCGUGUGAGAGAGUGUCUUUCGAUUGUACUAUGGAUGUGUUCAAGAGCGGUUCUUGUGUAAAGUUUGUCAUGUUUGUAAAAUACGUUUUCCUGUCAUGUUAAAUCAUGCGCACUGGUGUGAUAUAAACUAUUUGCUCCAAAGUUUUUUUUCUCCCCCCUUCUCAAAUCAAUUAUGUCUGAUUGCAAGCAGCUGCUGUAUGAGCGAGCAACACUGCAUGCAAACACAACUGAACCUAAAAACAGGACGCCAUUUGGAUUGAGAAUGACUCCUGAGAAACACAUUGGGAGCUUUUCCUGAAUAAUUAUUUCGUGAAUGCACACAUACUUCACAGUCCUCCGCACUGUGGCACACUUCAUGAGAGCCCAAUUGAGCUCAGAACAAGUAAUAAAGCCAUGAGCAACCCGCCAAGCCCUUCUCCUGCUAACUGGUUCAAAUCUCUACGACGGACCAGGCUAGGCGAGCCAUGUUUGAAGACGUACCCGCUGCAGUACGAGGAGCAGCUUAAGAGAGCCCGGGUGUCCUUCCAGGCCAGGCGCAGCAUCAAGGAGAACUUCAGGCUGGCCCAGCUGGAGGCUGUACUGCGAAUGUUGGAGGAACAUGAGUGUGACUUUGUGGAUGCUCUUGGAAGGGAUCUACACAAGCCACGAUUUGAGACCGUUGUCUCAGAGUUGAUUCCGGUUAAAAACGAGGCUCUUCAUGCCAUCAGCAACCUCAAGAAGUGGAUGCAGCCACAGCAGGUGGAAAGAAAUCUGUCCACCACACUGGAUGAGUGUCUUGUGGUAAACGAGCCCCUGGGGGUUGUGUUUAUCAUGGGGACCUGGUGCAGUCCAGUCCAAAUGUGCCUGGUGCCACUGGUGGGAGCCAUUGCAGCAGGUAAUUGUGCCAUCAUCAGUCCUUCUGUAUGCACGGCCCACACAGCAGCACUUCUCCAACGUCUCAUCCCUUCCUACUUGGACAAUGAAUGCUUCCAUGUAAUUCUUGCAGGGACCAAUGACUUGGCUGACAUUGUGGAACUUAAAUUUGAUCAUGUCUUCUUUUCUGGAACCAGAGAGGAAGGUAGUCGGAUCGCUCAAGCUGCAGCUCAAUGUUUGACACCCAUUACCCUUGUUCUGGGUGGGAAGAACCCGUGUUACGUAGACCAGCACUGUGAUAUUACCAUCACGGCACAACGUAUCGCCUGGGCCCGCUUUCACAAUUCCGGGCAGAGCUUGGUGGCCCCUGACUACAUCCUGUGCCAUUCGGAUGUAAAAACCCGUCUGGUCCAAGCACUGAAGUGCUGCCUGAUGCGGUUCUAUGGUUCUGAUCCCAGAGAAUCCAGCAGCUUUUGCCGCAUGGUUAAUCUGGACAUCUUUAACCGUACGAAGGACUUGUUGUGGAGGUCUGGCAAGGUGGUCUUAGGUGGACAGGUGACAGAGGCAGAGAAGUAUAUUGCCCCAACAAUUUUGACUGAAGUUGAUGAGUCGGACCCCAUUAUGCAACAAGAUCUUUUUGGGCCAGUGCUUCCAGUUCUCUCUGUAAACAACGUGGAUGAGACGAUUGCCUUUAUCAACAAACAAGAGAAACCCCUCUGCGUGUAUGUGUAUUCCAACAACAGCAAGGUGAUUUCAAGAGUCAUGAGUGAAACAUCAAGUGGAAGCUUUUGUUCCAACGACAGCACCCUGCAGAGUCUGAUCGUGACGCUGCCUUUCGGUGGAGUUGGUGCCAGUGGAAUUGGUGCCUACCAUGGACGCUACAGCUUUGAUACAUUCUCUCAUAGGAAGUCAUGUCUGCUAAGAAGCACGCACUUGGAAUGUGUCACCUCCCUGCGCUACCCACCUUACGAUGACCGCAAUUUAUCGCUCAUAACGUGGGGCAGUAGCCUCUCCUGGAAAAGCCAGGGCUGGUGUCACAUCCUGUGAUUUGUGCGGAAGGGUCUAACUGGAACCUAACUUUCAAUUCAGAACUCAAUGUGUAAUUGUGCCAAUAUGACAAAAUGACGGCUGAAAUACAAUGAGAAAGGAGGGUAAAUUGAUUGAGACGAAGUUGCCAUAGCUGUCAAUGAUUGCCUUGACUGAUGACUGACAGAGAGGAUACAUUUCAAUACUUGAAUGAUGCAAGUGGAUGUUAGUUUUGCAAAGCUGUGCAUUCUCACUGAAAGCUUUCUAUAAAGAAGAUUCACCCGAACAGAUGUUUUGAUCUCAUGUAUAAUUAAUAUAAAAUAUGCACAUGACUGUACAGCCCAAA
Messenger RNA from Hippocampus comes (tiger tail seahorse), 4013 nucleotides. It is a transcript of the gene aldh3b4, whose product is annotated as aldehyde dehydrogenase 3 family, member B4. Bases 2183 to 3688 code for a protein of 501 amino acids. Gene Ontology annotation, molecular function: aldehyde dehydrogenase (NAD+) activity; 3-chloroallyl aldehyde dehydrogenase activity. Gene Ontology annotation, biological process: aldehyde metabolic process. Lineage: Eukaryota; Metazoa; Chordata; Actinopteri; Syngnathiformes; Syngnathidae. Gene Ontology annotation, cellular component: cytoplasm. The transcript is spliced from 11 exons. The record is from RefSeq and is a predicted model, not a curated record.